CAAACCCUUCAUGUUCUCUUAAUUCUUCACCCUCUAAAUCCACUUCUCAUUUCAAAUCUUCUCCAUCAAUUCUUAUUUACCUGUUAAUUUUGUUCUUGUUAGCAGAACAUUUUAUGGGUGCCGCGCAAGUGCAAAACGGCGUCGUCGCCCCUUCCUCCGCUUCGAACCAAGCAACAGCCACUGCAACAGCAACAGCAACACACGCCGUCGCCGCUUCUUCCCCUGCUUUGAACCAAGCAACAGCACCUGCAACAACAACAGCGGCAACAGAAACAGCGUGUGAAGUGUCGAAGGCGCCGAAGAAGAAGAAAAUCUGUUGUGCUUGUCCUGACACGAAGAGGAUUCGGGAUGAGUGUAUAGUGGAGCAUGGAGAAGACGCGUGUGCCAAGUGGAUCGAAGCUCAUCGACUUUGCCUCCGUGCCGAGGGAUUCAAUGUUUGAGAAGAACUACAGGAUCAUGAUAAGUCAGGUUUUUUGUUGUUGAAAUUAGAGAAUAGGUCAAAAUAAAAUUUCAACGGAUUUAGGGUUUAUCAUAUUUUGCUUAAAAUUCUUAUGAUUUUUAUGAUUCAUAUACGGCUGUAUUCAGGAAAUUGUGUUUUUUAGACCUAAUACACCAUAUUGUAUCAAAAUGUUGGGGCAUUUGAUUUGAUUUAACUA
Messenger RNA from Vicia villosa (hairy vetch), 656 nucleotides. RefSeq names its product cytochrome c oxidase copper chaperone 1-like. Gene Ontology annotation, molecular function: copper ion binding; copper chaperone activity. Bases 114 to 440 code for a protein of 108 amino acids. The transcript has a single exon. The record is from RefSeq and is a predicted model, not a curated record. NCBI's taxonomy places the organism in Eukaryota, Viridiplantae, Streptophyta, Magnoliopsida, Fabales, Fabaceae. Gene Ontology annotation, cellular component: mitochondrial intermembrane space.